Anopheles coluzzii is the source of this 3176-nucleotide messenger RNA. RefSeq names its product cilia- and flagella-associated protein 251-like. The transcript is spliced from 13 exons. The coding region runs from base 410 to 3172 and encodes 920 amino acids. Gene Ontology annotation, cellular component: motile cilium. Gene Ontology annotation, molecular function: protein binding. The record is from RefSeq and is a predicted model, not a curated record. Lineage: Eukaryota; Metazoa; Arthropoda; Insecta; Diptera; Culicidae.
AGAAAGAGAAAGAGAGAGAGAGAUAGAGAGGGAGAGAGGUCAGCGUUCGAACGCGCUGAUGGACCGUGACCGUACAGGCGGAACAGAAAGGAGAAUGAAUAUUUGAAAUGUUUCAGCGCGUUGAUCGUGUGGGAUAGGAUGCCGUUUUUGAAUUUGAUCGUUAUGUCAUGUUCUUAACCGGAUUUUCAAUUCAAAUGUUGAAAGUCCUUAAAUUGCAGAAUUAUUUUACGAUUUUUCGCUAGGACCACGUCUACAGCCAGCAACACACGCACACCAUGUUACCUUGCCAACAGGCUAAUACAGUCGCGUACAUUCAUCAUAGCAACCAGGCCUAGGGUAGCAGCGUCCCUGUUUACACAGUCCCUUCUUUCGAGUAACAAAAUUUAAGCCGCAGGAACUCUAAAUACAAAUGAGUGAACUCGUGGAAUAUAAUCCCGUGGAAGAGAUACAGCAUGAGGAGCAUAUUCAUCAUCGAUGUCAUCCGUUGCACCUAACCUGGGUGUCUGGAUUCAAUCCACGGGUGUCGCUGCUGAACGUCAGUACGUCCCGUGACCGAAAGGAGCUUGUGCUGGCAUCGGGGAAUGCGCUGCUCUUCUACUGCUAUGACGGGGAACGAGAGAAGAUAACGCCAGUGAUUGGGCAUAAAAAUGUUGUCAAUAUGAUUGGAUGUGACGAAAGCGGGCGCUUUGUGGUAAGUUCCGACUGUUCCUACUGCAUCAACGUGUGGGAUAGGCAAGCUGGCGGAGGAGAAAGUCAUCAUCAUCCAAUUGCGAUCAGGACAAUUUUUGAGCCUUUCAAAGCAAAUGGCGACAUUGGAGCAGUUUCACUGAGCUGCGAUGGAAAAUACCUGCUGGCAGGGGGUGGAAUACCCAAUGAGCAGGGCAGUCAGCUGAAGCUAUGGUCCUGGACGGUUGGAAAUGAUUUCCCUGAUGAUUCUAUCACGCUUCCCACUCGUUUGGGACGCAUCAAGGCCAUCCAUUUCUGUCCGGACCGUGGACGUCGCAACCAGUUUGUCGUAACACUGGACAGCGGAGUCGUGUUCGGUGCGUGGGAUUGCAAGGAACAGAAGCUGUCCAUCCAAGUCCCGAAACGGCACGGCUUUCAGGACUACAACGACACCGUGUUUGUGGAGCGUACGGAUCGGGCAGUAUCGGUGACGGGGGCAGGUAUGGCUGUGCUGUGGAGCAACGAUCGGAAGUUUUCCGACGCACAGGAAGGAGGCGUACAGCGGAAGGAAUUCCUCAAGUAUCUGCACCUGAAGUACGCUUCGAUCAAUGUGGUGCGAUCGUGUGAUGAGAAGAUCGUUACCGGAGAUGAUGAUGGGGAGAUUCGCUUCUACGACAACUCCAUGAAGAUAUUGUACUGGUUUAAGCAGGAAGAUCUGGAACCGAUAAGGACACUUUCGUUUGAGCUGGUGGAAACACGCCGAUGGAAGCAACCGGCUGAACCGAUCGAAGGAGAUGAUCAAACGCCGAAAGAAGAAUCAACCGAAAAGAAGGUGGUAUUGAACAUCGAGGAUAUCGCACCGAAGGAUGUUUCGUUUGAUGCACGGCCGGUAAUUGUACGCGGGUUUGUGUCGGCAACCAAGUCGGGCAAAAUCUACGACAUCGACAUAGUGUACAACAAGAUACAGGAGCUGUUUCUACAGUCACCCAGUAUCAUUACAGCCUUCGACGUUCAUUCGGCAAGAUCCGAACUUUGCACUUGCGACGGCAAUGGACGGUUUGUUGUGUAUGAUUUAAAAACGAAAUCGAUGAGAUUAGCGCUCGAUGUACCGAUCCAGCGGACCCGUCGAGGCAGAAUCACCACCCUUGCCUAUUCUCCCUGUGGAACAUUUAUGGCCGGUGGUGCUGAAAAUGGGUUCCUUUGGAUGGUGGAACCUAAUCUGAUGAUACUUGCCGGCAGCAGUCCGCUGCAGUUUACCAGUGAAAAGAUCCGCUUGGUGUUGUUUUCUCUAGACAGCAAACAUUUGGUUUGUGUGGAUGAAAGCAAUACAAUCACACUUCUCCAUCGCGAAAAGGACGAUUGGCAAGUGAUGGGAAACUGCGCUACUCAUAGGCUGGUAGAUCUGGCGUUCCUUAGUGCCACUGAUUUUGUGUCCAUCGGUGAGGAUCGGUACAUGGUACAGUACACCAUAAACACCGAUGAGAUGUUACAACUCGAAGCUGUUUCCAUCGUCAAAAGGAGAAGGAUCGAACAGUCCGCCUAUCCGACAGCACUUCUCGUUUUACCCGGUGGUAGUCAGAUUCUGGUUGCCAAUGAUCAACUAAAGUUCAAGAUGUUCCAUGGCAGAUCCUUCGAGAUAUUGCACACCUUUUUGGCACCUUUUCACGAUGGGCCAGCACGUUGUCUCAGGCAACUUCCUGGCGAAGACUACUUCCUGUUCAUUACAAACAAUAACAUCUACGUACAUCACCUUCCGAUCGACGGAAAUCCGUUCAAAUAUCUGGCAGUUCGAGGACAUCCAAAACGGUUGAAAGGACUGCAAGUUGCUUGGACGGUACGAUGUGCCUUCACUUUCGGGGAAGGCGAUCACGCGGUUAGCAUGUGGAAGAUUAACACUAGUCCACUGUACGAUAAUUUAAAGCAUGCUGGAACGGGCCUAGAUCCUUUUUGUACGCUUCUUCCGGGUGGAAAGAGAGGUUGCUAUGUGCGCGAGAUUUUGAGCCUGUUUUUCUACAACCAAAUCUCACCGAAGAAUAGCGAUGGCGAUGCGGAACUUACACUCAGAGACGCCAUGAAUGUACAGGAUGUGCCGAACUAUCUGCGUAGCAUUGGAUUCCAUAUGUCCGAGUACGAGGAACAGAACCUUUGCAAAGAGAUGGAGCUUACCGGUACGUACUUUCUGACCUUUGAGGAGGUGUUGAAGCUUUUCCUCAACCAUCGCACAGCUGCUGGUGGUCCACCAACUUCGGAAGAUGUUCGAACAGCCGUCACUUAUGUUGGCGCCACUACAUCAUCCGGUAAAGUAGAUCUGGUACGGUUAAUCACGCUCCUGGCGAGUAUGGGUGAGCCAAUGGAGCCGAAAACAACCGAGGCGUACUGCAGAAUACUUUUCCCCGCCGCCUUUGAAGCGAACGAACAGGACGGUAGUCCAGCACCGGAGUGUGGCACUGGUGAAGAUUGCACUAACUAUAUCGCCAUCGACGAGUUUGCCGAUAGGCUUUGCUGAACUA